Ahaetulla prasina is the source of this 2241-nucleotide messenger RNA. It is a transcript of the gene BGN, whose product is annotated as biglycan. The record is from RefSeq and is a predicted model, not a curated record. The transcript is spliced from 8 exons. Lineage: Eukaryota; Metazoa; Chordata; Lepidosauria; Squamata; Colubridae. Gene Ontology annotation, molecular function: protein binding. The coding region runs from base 372 to 1478 and encodes 368 amino acids.
UUUUGGCAGGUGGUUGAUGGAAACCACAUGAUGGUUCAGCCCCUGAAGUCAUUUGUGUGUCUGUGUGUGCGAGCGUGUGUGCGAGCUCUGUACCUCAUUGAAACCAGCUUGCCUACAAGGAAGUCAACCCCUCUCAAUCCCCUCUAGUACAGUACAGCCUCCUCCAGUCCUGCGAAGGGCUUGACACACUCAGCUCCAGUCUGCUGGCAAAAGGGGGGGAAAAAAACCAUACAAAAAACAAGCGGAGGAACAGAAAAAAGACGGACUUUAACAAGGCGGCCGAGGAGAAGGCGCUUGGGUGGAGAAGAAAGAGCUGCUUCAGGUGUGAUUCCAAGGACCAAACUCUGAUCUGAAGCCUGGGACCUCCCACUAUGGAGCACUUCCUUCUUCUGAUACCUCUCCUGGGUCUGGUGAGCAGUGAACUGCCAUUUGUACAAAGAGGAUUCUGGGACUUCUCCAUGGACGAUCCCUCGGUCCAGGAAGAGGAAGAGGCUUCUGGGAUCUUCCCUACUUCGAGUGGAGCUGAGGCAGAAGACAUUCCUUUCUAUCCAGGCCUCUGUCCCUUUGGCUGUCAUUGCCACCUAAGAGUGGUCCAAUGUUCUGAUCUGGGUCUCAAGCAAGUGCCUAAGGAAAUCUCUCCAGACACUACAUUGCUAGAUCUGCAAAACAACCAGAUUACGGAGCUGCGCAAAGAUGACUUUAAAGGGCUCUUUCGCCUCUAUGCUUUGGUAUUGGUGAACAAUAAGAUCUCCAAGAUCCAUCCAAAGGCUUUUAGUCCUCUGAUUAAGCUGCAGAAACUCUACAUCUCCAAAAACAACUUGGUGGAGAUUCCUCCUAACCUGCCCAACUCCUUGGUGGAACUCCGGAUCCAUGAGAACAAAAUCAAGAAGAUCCCAAAGGCUGUGUUCAAUGGGCUCCACAACAUGAAUUGCAUUGAGAUGGGUGGGAACCCUCUGGAGAACAGUGGAUUUGAACCCGGAGCCUUUGACGGCCUAAAAUUGAACUACCUGAGGAUCUCAGAAGCAAAGCUCACUGGUGUACCCAAAGACCUCCCUGAAACCUUAACUGAGCUACAUCUGGACCACAACAAGAUCCAAGCAAUUGAAUUAGAGGAUCUGAUCCGCUAUUCCAAAAUCUACAGAUUGGGCCUCGGACACAACAAUAUUCGCAUGAUUGAGAAUGGCAGUCUUGCUUUCUUGCCUAUCCUACGCGAGUUGCACUUGGAUAACAACAAGCUCUCAAGAGUCCCCCCGGGAUUGCCUGAUCUCAAGUUUCUGCAGGUGGUGUACUUGCAUUCCAACAACAUUACUCAUGUUGGCGUUAACGAUUUCUGCCCUGUGGGCUUUGGGGUCAAGCGUGCCUCGUACCAUGGAAUCAGCCUUUUUGGCAACCCUGUGCCUUAUUGGGAAGUUCAACCAGCUACCUUCCGCUGUGCCACUGAUCGCCUGGCUAUCCAGUUUGGCAACUACAAAAAAUAAAAAUCAAGAAUAAACGAGGGAGGGAGGGCUGGGUAGAGGGACAAGGUAAACCCAAUGGGGAAAUGAGGGGGGUGGGAGUAGGGAGGGGGAUGGGAAUCAGGCGAUGGUGAAAUGAGGCCCAUUCUGGAGAAGUGGGAGUCACCGGUAUGGUCAUGCUAACAAAAAAAAGUCAAGAAUUAUUGACUUCUACGAGCCAGCCAAUGUCCGGGAUAGAGAAAGGGAUGGGAAGGAAGUUCAUAGAGCAAAGUGAAGAGAAAUAGAUGAAGAUCUUACAAUAUGGUCCAUUUAACUAGCCUACAUUAGUCCUGCAUUUGAAAUCAGCUCGUUAUGAUCUGCAAACAAGUACUUUGUCUUUCUAGUUCCAACAGGUUUGAUGCUACUGCUGGCUUGUCUGGGGCAGAACAGGGUGGGAGGGGGGUGGAGGGGUGGGAAUUGAAGGGAUUCUGGCCUAUAGUUUUGUUUGCAUGAGCAGUCCACUCUGUCAGACCUGCUACACCGGUAUAUUGUUGAUUUGUGAUUGACUUAUGUGCCCAUUGAAUUUAGCAGCUUGCAGUAUGGAUGUCAUUUUCUGACCGCAACCUUCAUAUGUUAUAGAAUGUGUUGGGUGAUCCAAUGAAUUCUGUUUCUGCAUUUCUUUAACUUGCAAAAUCAGCCUCUGUAUAUCUUUUUUUUAAAAACAAAAACAAAAGAGGAAGGCACCUCUAUAUAAUGUACAUCAAUCUUAUACCAAUUAAACUAUCAUGGCUCCUGCCAAAGUAUCCUA